AAAAUUCAUGAACUUAUUUGUAAAACAUGUGAUUUAAACGCUUAAUGUCAGUUUAUUCACUUAUUUGCUGUGUUAAAGAGACAUUUUUUUGAAUUUGAAUGUUGCUUUGUUAUGUAGCGUUUGAAUUUAUGCUCCGACCUAAAGUAAAUUUGGUUAAAGCGUUUUUACUCCCAAUUUUAACUAGGAAAGAGCUGAAUUUAUUGAUAAACUUGAGUUUACAAAAACAUAUCUGACUCUAGAUCUAAUAUGAAAUAAUUGAAGUACUGUUUAUUUGAUGAGUUUGCCAUGUUUUAGAUUUUUGUGUACUUUUGGUAGUCUGGGCAUGAUAAAUAAACUAUUUUCAAGAUAAGUUUAAAAUUUUAACUUUUGUUUAAAGACAAUAAAAUCUUGCGAAAACGGCCCAACUGGCCAUAUGUUAUUAUGACUAUGUUCUUAUGAAUAAUCAAUUUUGUUGUUCAAUUGGGAAUAAGUCUGAUUGGUAACUAGAAACGACUUUAACCAUUAUCUAAUUGGUAACUAGAAUGUGUUAACCAUUAACUGAUUGGUAACCAGAAACGAUGUUAGCCAUUAUUUAUUUAAUAAUUAGAAACGAUGUUAAUCAUUAUAAUACUGUGAAAUUAUAAAAAUAGCAACACUUUCUAAGUAAUAUAAAUUUAUUCAGGCAGCGAUAUUAUUUAUAAUGCAAUCAUAGCCAUGAAUGGGUAAAGUAAGAAGCAGCAAGGUGGUGUUAAAAAGUAAAAAGCAUUUAAGUUUACUACUUUUUAGUUUUUCAAGUUUGUUUUUUUAUUGCUAUAUUUUUUAUUUACCAUACUAUUAAAAGCAUGCGCUUGACAAUUAGUAUUUUUUGAAUAUAUUUACAAGAAAUAUAUUAUAGAGAAACACAACUAUUAGAUAAUAUCAGCAUACUAUAGUGUUACAACCGCUGUAAAAUGCAACAGAAAGCGGUAAACGUUUGUUCAUCUAAACAUCCUGCAGUAAAUUACUGGAUUAAACUUAGAUGUAUGCGUACAAAUAAUGUUUAUUUUGUUGCUCCUGAUGGUUCGAAAUUUUCAUCUACCAACGAAAUUGCUAAGUUUGUAGCAGUUAUGUUUGGAUUAUAUUCAGAAAUUGAAACUUUCUUACUAAAGCUCCAAGAACUUUCUAUUUCAAAAGAAAUAUAUGAUGAGGAUUUAUCGGACUUGCAAGCUACAAUAAAAAAUCAUUAUGCUAAUCUAUUUACAGAAGAGAAAUCUUUACCUACGGUGUUGAGUGACGAUUUUACAAAUAUUAAAAAUUUUUCUGAUGAAGUGCAGACUAUAAAAAAAGAUGAAGUUCAGAUCAUAGAAAAAGAUGGAGUUCCGACGUUUUAUCACGAAGUUUUUCGACAUACAAAAAGUUGUCCAAAUAACGAUAUUUUAACUUCAAAAUGUUUUCCGAUUUUAAAAAAUGUUAAAAAUAAAAAUUGUAAAACACAGACAAAAAAUGAAGUGUCAAAAAGCGACAAUGAUGGAGGCAGUUUAAGUUUAACUUGUACGGAUAGAAUUAUUAAAAAUGACGAAGAUUUAGAUGGACUAACUAAAAUUGAAGAAUCAUCAGCCAAUAUUUCUGCGGAUGAGAGAGUUUAUACAAAUAAUGUUUUCUCUCAGUUUGCGGUGCAACCCAUUAACAAUUUUAAGAUAAAAGAUCCUCAAAAAAGUAAACAGAGACUUGUCCGCAUGAGCCCAUAUUUUAAAAAAUUACAUCCUUCUAAAGUAAAUACCGGUUUGCGUGGUGUCCAUAACACCGUUCGUUAUACUCCAACGUUUUCUCCAUUUAAUCUCAUACAAGAACGCCUAUAUAUGAAACCAUGGCAACUUUUGAUUGCUACAAUAUUUCUAAAUAAAACAUCUGCCACAGUUGCUCUACCAUUAUUCUGGCAAUUUGUAAGCAGGUUUCCAACGCCAAAUGAUGUGAAUGAAAACAACUUCGAAGAAAUAUCAGCUUUAAUGAAACCUUUGGGAUUAAACUAUCGGCGUGCAAAAAAUAUAAUACAGUUUUCAUUUGAGUUUCUUCAUAAAGACUGGAAGUAUCCUCGAGAAUUAUAUGGAAUCGGAAAGUAUGGUGAUGAUUCCUAUCGUAUGUUUUGUCUCGGACAGUUUGAUAAUGUUCAUCCUACAGACAAUAAACUUAACUUAUAUAAAGUUUGGUUAAAGGAGCAUAUUUCUAAAAUAUUACCAUAAAAACUUUAUUUAUAUUUUAUA
Molecule: messenger RNA, 2219 nt
Organism: Hydra vulgaris (swiftwater hydra)
Lineage: Eukaryota; Metazoa; Cnidaria; Hydrozoa; Anthoathecata; Hydridae
Biological process (GO): base-excision repair
Cellular component (GO): nucleus
Molecular function (GO): DNA binding; catalytic activity
Source: RefSeq, a predicted model, not a curated record